GCGCUGCGGCGGCCGGGGGGAGUCGAGGGGACCGGGACCGGGACCGGGCCGGGGCCGGGGCCGGGUGAGGCAAAGCAAAGCAAAGCAAAGUCGCGGCUCCGACGUCUAGGCGGGAAAGCUUUAAACAAUGAGUCAGGCUGAUGAAGGAAGUGCCACUGACACGGAACUGGCAACUGAGAAUGAGUCACCCACCUCUGUGCUGAGUCCAGCAGCUUCUAGCCAGGAGGAGGGACCCACUGACCUAACAGCAAGUCCUGCCUUUCAGUGUUUAGAUGAGCUAUUUUCUGCUGGAAAAAUCACAGACACCAGAGUAGCUGAGCUGAAGGAACAGUACACCAUGCUGUAUGAGGCUGUGAUAAGUUUACAGGAAUCUGAGACCCAGCUGUUGCAGGAAGCCGAACGCCUGAGUGCAGAACUGGAACAACAGUGUGAACUGGAAAAAGCAGAACAGCUCCCUGAAGAAGCUUCCAGUGAAGCUUCCCAAAUAAAGCAACAACUUUUUAGCUGCCGAAGUGAAUACAAUGCUAUUAAAGGAAGAGUGUAUGAAAAUCGAUUGAAGAUAGAAUGUUUGCGAGAAGAAAAAAAGCUUCUGGAAAAUGAAUAUGAAAAAAUGUCAAAAGAAAAGAAAAAUAAUAAAAUUGAACAGUUGAAAGAAAAUUGCGAUCAGCUCAGCAAAGAAGUAAUCCAGAAGAAAGCAGAAGUUGAUUCAAUAAAAGAAGCUGUUUCAUCCAAAGAAAAGCUGAUAUUAACAGAUGAGGAAGAAAUGGAAAAGCUUCAGGAGAUGCAGACUUAUUUAAAAGCUGAGCUAGUUAGGCUCCUUGGUGUUCCAAAGCAACUUGCAAAAGAAACUGAGAAGUUGAUUCAGAAAAAAAUUGAUGCAGAGAAGAAGAAUGAAGCCCUUAAUGACCAAAUAGAAGAAUUGAAUAGCACCCUGAAAGCCACUGAAAAAAGGACUGAAGAGAUUUUGCAAGAGAAAGAAGAUGUAAUGAAGGAAAUGGAUGAGAGACAAACUUUGAUACAAAAGAAUGAACGAGAAUGCAUUAAUUUGACAAAAGUAAUAGAAAUUAACGCAGAGAAGGAAUUAGCCAUCCUAGCAGACAGACAAAUUCUGGAAAAUAAUUUAAAUAAAUGUAUCUUGGAGAACAAAAAUCAACGAGAUAUUCUCAGUCACCAUCAAACACAGAAAGAUAAAGAACUGAAAAGUUUAAAAAUUAUAGAGUUACAACUGAAAGGGAUUUGGGAUUCCUUGGAAGGAGAUAAGGCAAAGCAUAAAAGACUGAAAUCAGAGGCAGAAAUUAAUUCAAAAAACAAUGCAGUAUUAUUAGAAAGACGACAAGAACUGCAGGAGGAGAUCGAAACAGUCAAGAGAGAUUUAGCUGAACAGGAAAUGAUAUCAGAUAUGGAUGCCCGCAUGUUAGAAGAAUGCAUUGCUGCAGAACGCUUGCUUUUCAAAGAGCAGGAAAAGUGCAGAAAUGAAUUAUCCACACUUACACACCUGACCGGGCUCAGAGCCGAUGAGAGGCAACUGAAAUGCAGGGAUGUUCAGAAAACUAAGAUUGAACUCCAAAGUCUUGUUAAGGAACUAAAAAUAAAGGAUCGUGAACUAACCACCUGUAAAAAGAUGAAAAAAGAAAAACAAAAAGAACUCCAAGGAUUUACUAGGAUGUGUGAUCUUAUGCUAAUUGAAAAGGAUAAAAGUAUAGAUUUGAUGCGUAUUGCUCAGUGGAAAGCAAGGGAAGCUGAAAACCGGGUAAAAUUGCUAGAAAAUAAUAUACAAAAUUUAAGAGAUGCUGUUAUAACCAGAGAAAGAAAAUUGCAGGAUGAGUAUCUGAAGAUUAAAAAGAAUGAGAGAAUAAAAGAGUUGAUCAAAAAGGAUUAUUCCAAAAUUGAACAAGAGAUGAUAGAGAAUAAAGAAAAGGAAAAGUAUUUGAAUAUUGACAGACUUACCGCUGCAGCCACACACAUUGAAGAGGAAAUUUUGCAGCUACGCAAAAAUUAUGAAAGGGCUAUUGAACAACGAAAUGAGAGUGGUCUUUUGCUCAAAGAACGAGAAGAAGAACUAGGCUUUUUGUAUGAAAAAAUAAACAGGCAAGAGGUCUUGUGUAGGAAUGGAGAUACUAAGAUGCAAGUUAUGGAUGAAAAGAUCAGUUUUCUGAAGCUGAAGUUAGUUGAGAAAAAAAGAGAGGUUAAAUUGUGUUUUAAAGAGCUCACAGUGAAGAAUGACCUGGAUGCACAUCUGGUGAGACUUCGGAUACAGUCUUUAUUUGCCUGGUACCUGUGGCUGACAGUGAAAGGAUCCAUUCAGGCAUCUUGCAGGUUACCUUCCUGCCUAAUCCAGUAUUCCCAGUGCAGGGACAAGAUUAAAAAGCUGGAGGAAAACUAUGGUGAUGCCACAAAUGAGAGCAGAAAGCAAGAAAUGGGAGGGAAGGACCCAUCUCCACCUGAGCUGCUAAAAAGGAUUGAAAAGAUAGAGGCAGAGCUGGUGCAGAAGGAGCAGAGACUGCUGAAGAUAGAUUUUCUCUGUGAGAACAUUUCUGAUAUGAUAGACAGAAUCCGUGCUGUGGUGGAGAACAGCAAGCAGGACAUGCUGGUGUUCGCUAGGAGGACCAACGAACUGCAGAGAAAGAUAAAUCACAAAACCCAGGAGAUAAAGGCUCUUUUUGCAGAGUUAUCCAUGAAGCAAGCACUUGCCAUUAAACUCCAUCAGGAAAUCAGAGACAAAGAACAAUUUCUGAUGACUUCUUCCAUGAUGAUAAGUCAAGGCCUUCCCCCUCCUAAAGCAGAAAAGGAACGGUGGAAGACCCUAUGCAAUGAGAAGAUACAAAAAGCAGCAGCUGAAGCCAGAGCUAAACAGCCUGCAGAGGAGAAACAAGGUGCAGUGCCCAGCCAGGUCCCCACUAUCCCCGAGGAGGAGGAUGAGGAUGAGGAUGAUGAUGAGGAGGAGGAGGGGCUCCCACUGGUGCCGGCCCACAUGACUGCCUUCAGACCGAGUGAGCCCCGCCCGAGUCCAAGACAUUUCAAAAAGCCUCCUGCAAAGCCAUUUGGAAUCUGAACGGACAGCACUGAAAACAGGAGAGACCAUUACC
Molecule: messenger RNA, 3086 nt
Organism: Lonchura striata (white-rumped munia)
Lineage: Eukaryota; Metazoa; Chordata; Aves; Passeriformes; Estrildidae
Source: RefSeq, a predicted model, not a curated record